GUGAUGAUCGAAAAUUGGGAGGAGACGGACGCCUCGUACGGAUUACAGUGUGCACAAGGUUCACUGAAUCAACACGGAUUGUUUGUGCCCGAACGGAGGGACGCUACCGACGACACGUGCAGUGAUAGUGUUCAGACUUGACUAGAAGAAUUCACGCGCCAAACCUUUUCUAAAUUCAAUUUUUUUUUUAUUAAAAAAACAAUGUCAGAUAUUAAAACUUUUUCGAGUGGACUUAUUAAGUGACUUUUAAUGAGUGAAUUAUUUUUGAAAAGGGAACAUUAUAAGAUUGUAGACUUGAAGACUUUUAUUAUUGUUCAAUGUCUUAAAAGAUAAGUGACAAGUGACGAUCGAUGUGAGAAAAACAUUAGACAUUUCUAAAUGUUCGCGAAGAGGCAUUUUAUGAAAUAGACGUUGCUAUGACGAUGCUUGCGAUGGCGCGAGGGUCCGAGGAGAGGCGUGAAGAUGGCGAUGCCGAAGUAGAAGCCGAGGCGGAAGCUGAAGCGAACGAAGUGGACGUGGUAGGGGUCGAGGAGGCCGCGCCGGUGGACUUGACUAGACGGCUAGGCCUCACGAGGCCGCCGGAGAGGCCAGCAAUUGCCUUUUCCGUAGAAAACAUAUUAGACCCUAAUAAAUUCACCGGCCGGUCUGAAGUGCCGUUGCGGUACGACGAGCAGUACUGGAGGCCGCAUUAUGACAGAGAUGAUAGUGAUUCCGUCAAAGAUCAUCUCCAUUCGGACCUCGAUGCUGAUGACGUGGAAACCGACGACCAAACAUCAAAUAUGGAUGACGAUAUCCUAACACAGUCCGACUUGGACGACAACGGGGAUCCCAAGAGUCCAACCAGUUCUAGCUCAAAGAAAGGAAAGAGUUCCUCGAGUAGAGAUUCUAAGGGUGGCACUAAACCGAGACGAGCUAGAACAGCCUUCACUUACGAGCAGCUAGUCUCGUUGGAGAACAAGUUUAAGACAACGAGGUACCUUAGCGUUUGCGAGAGACUCAAUCUCGCUCUCAGUUUGAGUUUGACCGAAACUCAGGUCAAAAUCUGGUUCCAAAACCGGAGAACCAAGUGGAAAAAGCAGAAUCCAGGGAUGGACGUCAACAGUCCUACCGUGCCACCCCCGCCCGCGGGCGGCUUCCCCUCAGGGCCGUAUCCAGGGGGGCUCCUGUAUUCCCACGGGGUGCCGUAUCCUUUCACCGGCCCUGGACCUUACGCGCCGUACUUCCACCAUCUGGCGGCGAAUCACCACCAUUCGCACGGCAGCCUCGGUCACUCUCAUACGUGAUUAUGGGCGCGCCCAGGAUCACAAGAUCCUCGGGUAGACAAGGAGAAUGAUAGCCCGUGCGGACUCACCAAUUAAGACGGACAAUGUGUGCGAGUGUAAGAAAAUAUGUGCUCCAUCUUUGGUUUUAUAAAAGUACGAUAGCCUUCAACGAAAACUUUGGCAAUUUUUACAGUUACAUAAUGUAAUAUAACCUAAAUAAAAUAGCCACUUCUAUUGGAAAAAAAUAGGUGAACAUUUUGACAGAUACUAAGUGUUUCUACAACUUUACAUCAAUUGUGUAACAUGCUUAUAGUGAAAUAGUUAAAUAAAAUCGAUUGUGAUAUCUACGGAUAAGCUUAUGCUUUAUUUUUUCAGUUUCAGUAAACUAUUUUUAAUAAUUUUUUAACUGUUUGUUUCCAUUUUAUGUUACAAAAAUACCAGCAAAUUUUAUACCAUCAAAUAUAAAUUCAAUAUUUUGAUUAACUUUAAUUUUAUUAUUGUUCAAAACUAAAUGCCGAACUCUAUUUUGUUAUAUAAAAACUUAAAACACUUAAGAUCAUAAUAUGUGAAAAUAAAAAAACCACCAUGAUUCAAAGAAAGGUACUUUGAGACUUUUAAUAAUACAUUAAAAGAGGAAUUCAUUUUUUAUUUAUGUAAAAAAUAUAAACACUCUUGUAUGAUAAGAUCACUUCUUUGCUUUUUCAGGUAGUAUUUAUUAAUCCAUAAAUAAAAAUAUGUAUUUAACAUAUAAACUACUCGUUAAAUCUUACUGCAUUAAAUUUAAAGCAGAAACCUAUUUUAUCUUUCAUGUGUAAUAUAUUUUAUUUUGUUUAACUUCACUAUUUGAAAGCAAUUGAUAUUAUAUUUACAUAACUAAAAUAGGUUUAUUGAUAUUUUUUACAAUAAAUAUCAUUUAACAAAUUGGCUCUUUAAAUGGACCAUGGGCAUGUUUGACUGUAGUCUAAUACCGUUUUACAUUGAUAAUAAUGUUGCAAUAAUUCAGUUUGUAAGCCACUUGUAGGCAACAAUUGAGGAGUAGCUCUAUGUUGGCCAAUAUUACGCAACAUCGCAAUAUUGCCUAUUACGCUGCAUUAAGAUGUAACAUGUAACUACAUGUUAACAUGUUACUACAUGUCAACCUGCCUAUUCUAAUAUUCUUUUUGGACACAUUAUACAUAAUUAUAUUCACAUCAUUAAUGUAAUUAGCAGCAUAUUUGAUUAAAUAAAAACGCAUCUGAGAUUUUGAUUCUGGGGAAUUAACAUGAAACUGAUAAUGUUAACAUGUGUACAUUAAUUGGAUUACAAUAUCGUGUCUGAGAUCAUAAAAUUCUAAAGACAUGUUGUUAAUAUUUAUUUAAAUGCAUAAAUAAAAAAUAUGCUUCAUAAAAAAAAAUUAAUUGUAACAUAAAGUUGCAACUCUAUUUUUGCCUAAAGAGCAAAGGGCUGAAUUCAAAAUCUUUCAACACUAAUAUGGCACUGAAUAAAUAUGUAAAUUGUAAAUAAUUUAUAUAAUAUGACGUUUCUAUUAAAUUAUUGUAAUAAGUACCUAAUAAUGUUAAGUUCAAAGCUCAAUGCUGUACAUAUUACUUACGUAGCUGGUGGCGACACCUUUACAAACUCGAUGUUGGAAUAAAAUAGUUUCAAGUUG
Diatraea saccharalis (sugarcane borer) is the source of this 2910-nucleotide messenger RNA. Lineage: Eukaryota; Metazoa; Arthropoda; Insecta; Lepidoptera; Crambidae. The record is from the annotation of a GenBank genome assembly.